This is a messenger RNA of Erythranthe guttata (spotted monkey flower), 2728 nucleotides long. Its product is annotated as peptide methionine sulfoxide reductase (Protein of unknown function DUF829, transmembrane 53). The record is from RefSeq and is a predicted model, not a curated record. Lineage: Eukaryota; Viridiplantae; Streptophyta; Magnoliopsida; Lamiales; Phrymaceae.
AUUAUGUAUAGAUUUAUGAUUAACAAUUAGUCGGUGUUAAUAUCCGAGUGGAGCAAAAUAUGGAAGUGAUCCCACCUUAUAAAUUUUAUCAUAUUCCAAAUCUUAUAAUAAGUUAUAACUAAAAGUUUCUCCAACUUAAUUAUUCUCAACAAAUUUCAUUUUUUUUCCCCAAAAAGUGCACAUCAAUUUUUUAUAGUAUCUAAUAAAAUAACAUGGUAGAAAGUUUACCUAAAAAAGAUCUUAGAGAAUCAUAUGAGGUCGGUGCUAGGUCAGUGAUGGUGCAAGAUCAGUCAGCAUCUUUUAAGACCUCCUUCCGAGCCCAAUUCACUCAGUUGUCGGAAAGCUCACCUAACACCGGAUUUAGGGAAUAAACGAAAAAUUUCAUGAAAGAGAGAGAAUUCAAAAGAUAGUAUAGAAGUGUAUGAUUGAAGUAAAAAUUGUGACCAUAAUCGGGAAUUUACAUUUGUUUAUAUAGGGAAUCUCAAGGGUAGACAUUUCCUAUUUUAGAAUAUUUUCAUUCGUGGAGAUUUACAUUGCAAUUACCAAUCCUAAUUUACAUGCUUUCUUUAUCUAUUUAGGGAGAAUAUCUUCGAAUCUUCUUCUUCCACGACUCUCCUUGAGCUCGCCAGUCGCCACCUACCCCCUCCAUCUCUCUUGCGUGUUUCGGAUGAGCUGGUGAACUCUUUAUCCAGGGGGCAUCGUUUAGCAGGUUUGGUACUAAUAAUUUUUCUUCUGACGAGCUUCUAAAGAGGUCAUGUCUUUGAUGCGCAUUGAGCAUCUGAAGCCAAUAUAUCUAUCUUGACCGACAUAUUUUUGUCCUUAUACAGUUAACGGGUUCUAUGUCGGAAGUUUGGCCCAAACUUGCCGAACUGAUAGUACAUUUGGGCUUCAAUUUACAAAGAUAAUGGACUAACAAAUUGUAACUUAAAAUGGGCUUAAUCUUGCAACCCUUGGCCCAAAACUAAUAGUAAUUAAAAUACGCCGUGGUGCGCCUGUCCACAACGAAUGUGGCGUAUUUUAGUCGAGUGAGCUUGACUAAAAUGCGCCAGGGUGCGCAUCGUCCGAGCUGGCACUUACCCAAUCCCCACUCGGCAAUUCAUCAUCACCACCACCACCACCAAAGUCAAUCAUAAAUUUUCGCUCUCCAUUUUCUCUCUCUAGCCCUAACGGCCUUACCCCAACCCAACGGUCCUCAAUCCAAAAUCCUCAUAUAUAUACCUAGUAAAUUCGGAUAUUCCGGCGAACUAUUUUCCGGCGACGAUGAGCGGAGGUGGGAGUUUCUACUGGGUGCGGAAUCGUGGGGAAGAGUUUCAAUCGAAGGGGAUAAUCGUGGUUUUCGCGUGGGUUUCGAUUACCGGAGCUCAGCUGAAGGAGUUCGUCGGCUUGUGCUCUUCUCUCGGAUGGAAUUCUCUUGUUUGCCGCUCUGAUUAUCUCAAUCCAUUCUUUCCUGACCGGGCCACAUCACUUGCUUUUGCUGUCCUUAACGAACUUGCUAAGGAGCUUAGAGGUGGAUUAUGUCCUGUAGUCCUUGCAACCUUUUCUGGCGGUUCCAAAGCUUGCAUGUAUAAGGUCUUACAGAUUAUCGAAGGAUGUGCAGAGGUGGAGCUUGAUAUGGAGGACAGUCGACUGGUUUCGAGCUGCAUCUCAGGGCAGAUUUAUGAUUCUGAUCCUAUAGAAUUUACUAACGACUUGGGUGCUCGAUUUGCUUUGCCUCACUCCAUCCUCAAAAUCCCUGGAACAUCAAAGCUAGUUUCUUUGUUUGUGAAAGGUGUUACUUCGAGCUUGGAUUCUUUAUUUCUCACCAGGUUUGGAUCUCAACGUGCAGAGUAUUGGCAGACCCUUUACUCAUCAGUCGGUUUGGGGGCUCCAUUUCUUAUUUUAUGCUCGGAUAAUGACGAUGUCGCUCAUUUUUCAACGCUAUGUACCUUUGUUCAGCGCUUACAGGAUAUGGGUGGUAACGUAAAAGUUGUAAGGAAAAGUGUAUCUGCCCAUCUAGAUCACAACCACCACCACAGAUCCGCUGUAACUGAGUUCCUCCAGCAGGCAGUUUCAGUAUUCUCCGAUAAAAUCCAAAAACUCGGACAAAAAUCCCACAUAGACGAUGAAAUAUCCGACCUGAUAUGCGACCUCCAAAACGCAGCAGUUGACUCAAACCAGAGUUUCCAAAGAGUUGCAGUUGGUCCAAUGGACCACUUCUUCAUUCCAAGCUCUUCAUCGGAAACUUCCCCACAGAAAGAGACGAAAGACAGGUCAUCACCUAAUCGUACAAUUCCUCGCAUGUGCACAAACACUGUUCUCGGCCAAGUGCUUUUCGAUGUGUGCGUUCCGAAAAAUGUUGAAGGAUGGGAUAUUAAAUUCUCAGGCUCGUUGAACGGAGAACCCGUUGCUUCUGUUCGUAGAAGAUCGCCCUUUAGUGGAAUCAAACAUAGAUCAAGACUAUAAAACAACUUUUUUGAGGUAAACAAAGUAAAUAGAGCGUAAAAAUCAAAAGUUAAUUUUUGAUGGAGUUUUGGAUAUGACCGUAGUUUAUGGCAAUUGGGGAGGGCUGUAUAAUAAUUUCAUGUAAAAAAUCGGACAUUUAACUGUCGGAUACGAGAAUUUGUGCUGCCUUUGCUUAGGUUUGUGCUGAAUGAAGGUUUGUAUGAUGUAUAUGAUACUUGUAUAUGAUGUAUAAUCUUGGUAUAGUGUAUGAUACUUGUAGAUAUAUAUGAACAUAUUAUUUGUGUGA